Sinocyclocheilus anshuiensis is the source of this 3138-nucleotide messenger RNA. Its product is annotated as ubiquitin carboxyl-terminal hydrolase 2-like. Gene Ontology annotation, molecular function: cysteine-type deubiquitinase activity. The coding region runs from base 346 to 1542 and encodes 398 amino acids. Lineage: Eukaryota; Metazoa; Chordata; Actinopteri; Cypriniformes; Cyprinidae. Gene Ontology annotation, biological process: protein deubiquitination. The record is from RefSeq and is a predicted model, not a curated record. The transcript has 12 exons.
UCUGCUGAUAUCUGACGCUCCGCGCUCAAGCCGGCUGAAUACCGAACGAACCGCUCUACGGAGCAUUUAAACGCGAGUCGCUUUAGUCCAAUUGUGUGUCUUUCUUUUUCUAUUUAAUUAUUUAUUGUAUUCAACCUGCGCGAUUCGUCCCCAUUAUUCGUGAAUGUUAAGCUCCCGUGAGCCCAAGGACAUAGACUGAGCAUAGUGUAUGACAAGAAUAUCACCUGAGGAAUACAAUAAGCGACUGCAUUAAAAGAGGAUCUUCGCUGACACGCAGGAAUACCGUGGCUUUGGUGUUAUCAAGUCACAUUGCGCCGUUUAUUCCGCUAGUUUUCUCCAGCCAUAAUGCCGAGUAUACGACAGUCGUACACGGUCACUGUCCCAGAGGAACCGCCGGCGUCAGCUUUCCCUUUCAUCAAGCAGGAUAUGCGGAGAAAAAGUCCGACGAUGUCUCGCUCUAUGCUGGUGUCCACAUUUGUGGGGCUUCUCAUUAACCAGGCUAAGAACUCAAAGAAUGCUCAGGGUUUGGUGGGCCUCAGGAAUCUAGGAAAUACUUGUUUCAUGAACUCCAUUCUGCAGUGUCUGAGCAACACUCAUGACCUGAGGGACUACUGUCUGCGUAACACACACCGCACUGACCUCAACAACAACUGCAGGGCCAAAGCUGCACUGAUGGAAGAGUUUGCCAAACUCACUCAGAGUCUUUGGACAUCAUCUAGCAGUGAGGCCAUCAGCCCUUCUGACUUCAAAAUGCAGAUUCAGAAAUAUGCCCCUCGAUUUGUUGGUUACAAUCAGCAGGAUGCUCAGGAGUUCUUGCGGUUUCUGCUGGAUGGGCUUCAUAAUGAAGUAAACAGAGUGACAGUGAAACCCAGAUCACCCAUGGAGGACUUUGAUCACGUCUCGGACGACGAAAAAGGCAAGAGAAUGUGGAACAAGUACCUGGAGAGUGAGGACAGCAAAGUAGUCGAUCUGUUUGUUGGUCAGCUGAAAAGUUCUCUGACUUGUAAUGAGUGUGGCUUCUGCUCAACUGUGUUUGAUCCAUUCUGGGAUCUGUCCCUGCCUAUCGCUAAGACUUCAGGAGAAGUGAGUUUGAUGGAUUGCCUUCGACUUUUCACCAAGGAAGAUGUACUAGAUGGGAAUGAGAGACCAACAUGCCACAGAUGUAAAACCAGACGGAAAUGCACAAAGAAAUUCACCAUUCAGAAAUUUCCUAAAAUCUUGGUGCUUCAUCUGAAGCGUUUCUCUGAGUGUCGAGUCAGAACCAGCAAACUCUCCACCUUUGUAAACUUCCCCCUCAAAGAGCUGGACCUCAGGGAAUUUGCCUCUGAUAACAGUGUAAAUGCAGUCUAUAAUCUGUAUGCUGUGUCCAAUCACACUGGUUCAUCUUUAGGUGGCCAUUACACAGCAUAUUGCCGCAAUCCCUGCGUAGGAGAAUGGUACACAUACAACGACUCCAGGGUGAGCCCCAUGUCAUCCAGCCAGGUGCGCAGCAGCGACGCAUAUGUGCUGUUCUAUGAAUCUGCGGCCUCUUCACGCAUGUGAUUAAGAAUGAAACGGACAAACCUUUGAUAAAAUCAACACUUUUGCUGCUGUUGAACUAAAUCUUGGUCAGGGUCUACAUGCUUGGAGGACCAUGGGACUUUAUCCCAGGCCUUUUAACCAAGGCCAAACACAUACCGGAACUGAAUUAUGGUCGUGGCCUACGAAUUGGAAUGAAGCCCGGGAUGAAAGUUUAAUCCAAGCCCGGAUUGAGCUUCACAGUAAGGGCUUCUCCAUCCAUCACUCCCCUUGAAAGAUGCUGCUGCUCUGGGGAUGGAUUUAACAAACUGAAAUGGACAGAGACAGACAGAGAAACAUUAACUACUACCUCUCUAGAAUGAGCAGGACUGUGUGCGUGUGCGUGUGCGUGUGCGAGUGUGUGUACGAGUCAGUCUCCAGACUGAUACUGUAGGACUCUAUGCACUGUGUAACUGGAGCCAUCCGGCUCUACAGACUGUCACCACGACUCAAACAAUCCCCAUCCCUUAUUUAAUUUAUUAACAUGAGUUCAAUGUUUUACUUAAUUUCAAACUAAUUACUACUAAUUUAAACAAGAGGUCAUCUUGCUGAAGGACAAUGUAGGUCAACUGUGUAAAUGAUGCUUGGAUUGUUCAAUGGAUUGUUUACUAUUUCGAACAGAUACGUUCCUUCAAGAUAUGUCUCUGCUUUGCUUGAUUUGUUGAUUUUCAACAGAAUAUGCACAUGGGAAGGGCUUAGUUUUACACUAAUGCGUGAUUGUGCCCCUUCCAAAACCCCUCACCAUUACAGAGAAGAUUGUAUGACUGCCCCCUGGUGGCCAGGAGUUGUAAACCCCAUAAAAAAAGGACCCUUUUCACAGACCGUAAUGGUGUAUUUCCACAGUUAUAACAUCAAGUUUUUUUAUUAUUUCUUUUACUUUGUGUUAUAUUACCUUGGUAGACUAGUUAACACUGCUGUGAGGAUGUUUCUAAUAUAACAGCUGAGGGAGUGACAGUAAAUUUGACACCUUCCUCUCUUCUGACCAACAUAAUCAAUCUCUCAAUAUUUUUUCCUCUUUAGGAAAGUCAUAAAAAUUCUAUCAUAGAUUAUUUCCUUUGUUGUUGGAGCAAAUGGGAACACACAACAAAUAUAUAUUUGUUGUAUUUUCCAUUAACAGCUAUAGAAGUAUACCAAACCAAGGCUUUUGAAAUGUGAAUAAGGUCCAUCUCCAGGAGAAUAUAAAGUAUUCUCUCUUUAGGCAUUUGCGGACUCAGUGUUUUCCUCCAGGAGCAAUACAAGAUAUGAAAGAGGCCUUAAUAUGCUUUUUUUUUUACUCAUUCUGUAAGGGACUACAAUAUUCAGUUUAAUUUGGGGAUGAGUCUUCAUCAAAUAAGAAGCCACCAGGAGGGUGUAUGUAUGUGUGUGUGUGUGCGCACCUUUAUGUAUUAUUUCUCUAUUUAUGAUGUGAAUGUUGUGAAUGUAGCUUGUCAUUGUGCUUGAACCAGACAAUGUUUUUUUCUACAGAGAGAUUUUAAAUGAGUUGUAAUUUUGUGUCAGAAAUGUGACUGUAGAGUACUGCAAAUCAAGAGCUCUUGGCUUUUUAAAAGAAGUAAAUAUGAAUAAAAGCAAAUGUCUACAGAA